Salvia splendens (bonfire salvia) is the source of this 1484-nucleotide messenger RNA. RefSeq names its product pectin acetylesterase 11. The record is from RefSeq and is a predicted model, not a curated record. Gene Ontology annotation, molecular function: pectin acetylesterase activity. Lineage: Eukaryota; Viridiplantae; Streptophyta; Magnoliopsida; Lamiales; Lamiaceae. Gene Ontology annotation, cellular component: plant-type cell wall. Bases 39 to 1247 code for a protein of 402 amino acids. Gene Ontology annotation, biological process: cell wall organization. The transcript is spliced from 13 exons.
UUACUUGCUUGCAGCUGAAGUUGGGUGUUUUGAAGAAAAUGACUGUGAGAAGUGAGAUACAUGGGCAAACCACGUCUUGCGUGACAAUAUAUCUUGGUCUCGCGCUCCUUGCUUCAAUAAUAGCCCAAGUCAAUGGCCAGAUGGUGCCUCUUACGAUAAUUGAUAAAGCACAAGAAAAGCUCGCAAUUUGUAUAGAUGGGACUCCAGGAGGUUACCAUUUUGAUCCAGGAUUUGGCGAUGGAGCUAAUAAUUGGAUUAUCAUGUUAAUGGGUGGUGGAUGGUGUGGUCUUAAUAUUUGCCAAUACAGAAUUGGGAAAGAUCUUGGCAGUACAACUAACAUCCCACCUCAAAAUUUUGAAGGAAUUUUAUCUUCGGAUCAAUCAAUUAAUCCAGACUUUUAUAAUUGGAAUAGAGUUUUCAUCCGAUAUUGUGAUGGUGGGUCAUUCAUGGGAGAUGCUCAAAGAGAUGAUAAUGGACACAUUGUGGAACUUAGGGGAUUAAGAGUUUUUACUGCGGUAAUGGAUGAGCUGUUGAACGUAAAAGGAAUGAAAAAAACAGAAAAUGCUAUUCUUGCCGGUGGUUCGGCUGGUGCACUAGCUGCUAUAUUACUUUGUGAUCGGUACCGAGCACUUAUACCUGAUGCUAAGAGAGUGAAAUGUUUGUCGCAAUCUGGUUUCUUCAUUCGAGCAAAAGAUUUACCUGAUGCCAACAGAAGAGAAGGGGGUUUCGCACAUAUUAUUGAUUUCCAUAAUAUGAUCGAUGCAUUGCCCAAGUCAUGCACCUCCAAAAUGAAUGCAAGUUUGUGCCUAUUUCCAGAAUAUGUGGUUGGAGAUGUUCAGACACCACUCUUCUUAUUGAACCCCAUUUUUGAUACAUUUCAGCUACAACAUUUGGUGAGACCAAAUCCUCCUGAGCUUGAUGGGUGGAACACUACUUGCAUCAAUAAUUCACUUGAUCCAUCUCAUCCUCCUUGUCCUGAUCUCACUAGAUGCACACCAUCCCAAAUGCAACUUGUAAAAGAUUAUGGGGGUGCACUUUUAGAUGCAAUAAAUGAAAUUCAAGACAUUCCAUCAAGAGGGCUCUUUUUAAGCUCUUGCUAUGCUCAUGAUUUUGUUCCGGCUACUUGGAGUGCAGCAUCCUACAGACUGCAAGAUAAGACUAUUUCACAAGCCUUUUCUGAUUGGUAUUUCGAUCGAAGUCCUGCUAAAAUGAUAGACAACAGGAUCGAUGCUCCUCUGAAGUGUUGAUUUUGGUAUUUCGAUUGAAACAAUCGGAUUGAUGCUCCUAUUUAAUGACUGCUAACCAGUACUAGUGUUUGGUUUCUUAUUUAGUGCAUCUUCAUGGCCCAAUGUAGGCUGAAAUCUGUUUGGUUUACUUUAAUGAUGUAUGUGUGUUAUAUAUGCUUAUAAUGUUUAUUACCAACAUUUCAUGGAAAAAUAUUUCUAUAACUUUAUUAUAAAAAAAUACUCCGUAGUGUUCUUGAA